Monodelphis domestica (gray short-tailed opossum) is the source of this 1333-nucleotide messenger RNA. NCBI's taxonomy places the organism in Eukaryota, Metazoa, Chordata, Mammalia, Didelphimorphia, Didelphidae. The record is from RefSeq and is a predicted model, not a curated record.
GAGAAAUAUUUUAACAGUGUGGGGCACCCCCUAGGUGCUAUAGAAAUGCUGUUCUGAGUAUUUUAGUCUAAGCCCCUCCUUUAUGGAGACUUCGGUGAAAUGACUUGUCUGGAGGUUAGGAACAAAAAAAAGCAGAACUUGGGUUUGAGUCCCAAAUCCAGCGUUCUUUUCCCCAAAGCACUCUUUCUGGCUUAAGGCAGGGGGGCCUCUACAGGGGGAAGAGGCCUCUGAGGAAGGUUGUGGAGUGCUUUUAUUUAUGUUUAACUUUUUUAAAAAUUUAAAUCGCUCUCCCCACAAGUGGGUGUGAAGAACAGAAAAGCAAAAGGCUUUUAAUAGAUAUAUAAAAACGGACAGCUGGGUGGUUCAGUGGAUCAAGAGCCUAAUAGAUAGAGAUGGGAGUUCAAAUCUAGCCUCGGACACGUCCUAGUUGUGUGGCCCUGGACAAGUCACUUAACCCCCUUGGCCGGGCCCUUACCCCAGUACCCACAGUACUGAUUCCCAGGCGGAAGGUAAAGGUUUAAAAAAAACAAGACACAACCAGAAAUACAUAAUCAAGUCAAACAAUUCCCCCCCUUGGCCCGAGGUCUCUCGCUAUCCUGGUUCAUUAUCGGUCUUCCGGAAUCAGGGGCGUCACUGCGGCGAUCAGAGAGGGGGCUUAGGGCUCUCGAAGUUGUUUUCACAGGGGCUGUUCGUGUACACAUGGUUUCCCUGCUUCCGCUCACUUGAAUGGAGUGGUUUAAACACGGGGCAAUGACUUUUUGUAAUAGUAAGAAUCCCGCUUCCAAUCCAGGAGGGACAUAAAACAUACACAAAUGACUUCAAACAUGGGGGGGAGGGGCAGCUACUGUGAUUCAGUGGAGAGGGCGCUAGAUCUGGAAAAGGAAGAUCCUGGGUUCCCACGUGGCCUCACACGUCCCGGCUCUGUGACCCUGGGCAAGUCACUUGACUCCAGUUGCCCAGCGCUCUUCUGUUCUAAGGCAGAAGAGUUCAAGGAAUGCUUCUCCCUGUACGACAAGGGACAGCGAGGGCGAAUAAAAGCCAACGACCUCCUCGUGGUGAUGCGGUGCCUGGGGGCCAGCCCGACCCCGGGAGAAGUGGGACGACACCUGCUGAAUCACAAACUAGUGGAUGAUCUCCUGAGAGAAGCUAAUAUUGGUCCAAAUGGCAAAGUGAAAUACAACGAAUUUAUCCAAAAGAUCACCCGUCCUGCGCCAGAUUACUGAACUGGGGAGAAUGGCGCUGUCAUACCUAGACCGCUACGUCGUGUCCCCGCUGCACACAACUUUUCCGGAGUAAUACGAAUAAAAUUGCUUUUGACAGCACCAUGACCUUA